CUCAUUUCACCAUUUCUUUGUGGACUUGCGACAAAAGGUCUUAAUAACUCAACUUCUUCAUCAUGGGCAUCCUUGGAACAAUAGCAAGACAUAUGGAUACAAUAGUGGGGCCUGGAGUGUUGCUUCUUUAUCCUUUAUACGCAUCAAUGAGGGCAAUUGAGAGUCCUUCAACCUUAGAUGAUCAGCAGUGGCUAACAUAUUGGGUUUUAUACUCCUUCAUCACCCUCUUUGAGCUUUCAUGUUACAAGAUCCUAGCAUGGUUUCCAAUUUGGCCAUACAUGAAGCUAGUGUUUUGCCUGUGGCUGGUAUUGCCAAUGUUCAAUGGAGCUGCUUACAUUUAUGAAAACUUUGUGAGGCAAUACAUGAAGAACAUAGGAAGCUACUAUGGAAAUUCCAAGUACCCUGAGGAUCAAAAGAAAGUUCUUCAGAUGAUGAGUUUUGAUGCAAGGAAAGCAGUUGAACGUUAUAUAGAUACAUAUGGCUCUGAAGCUUUUGAGAGAGUAAUAAGAGCAGCUGAUAAAGAAGCAAGGAAGCACUGAAGAUCAAUUUUUCGAAAUUGAUUCUUUAAGAAUUUACAGUUGUAAUCAUUAAUUCUUGUGCAUGGAUAACUAGGUCUAAGAAUUACCCUUUAAUUAAAUGCCAUCAAUCUUAAGCUUAGUUUUUACCCUGUAAAAUUAUCUGCAUGUAUUG
Cajanus cajan (pigeon pea) is the source of this 690-nucleotide messenger RNA. Its product is annotated as HVA22-like protein f. The record is from RefSeq and is a predicted model, not a curated record. Lineage: Eukaryota; Viridiplantae; Streptophyta; Magnoliopsida; Fabales; Fabaceae.